AUGAUUCAUGGAAGAGUGAAGCACAUUUUCAGGAAAUCCCUAUUGAAAGUAUUCGAGGCAAUGCCAGAUACGACAUUCAUCUGGAAAUAUGAGAUUGAGGACUCCAAUAUGAUAAGGAACGUCUCUAACGUUUAUUUGAGUGCUUGGCUACCGCAGAACGCUCUACUAGCAGAUCCUCGCAUUACUGCCUUUGUUACACAUGGCGGUCUCGGCAGUACCACGGAAAUCGCUUAUAUGGGCAAACCAGCUGUGAUGGUCCCUUUGUUCGCCGAUCAAAUUCGUAACGCGAACAUGCUAGCAAAACAUGGUGGUGCUGUAGUGCUACAAAAGUACGACUUGGGCAAGCCAGCACGCUUACUGUCGGCCAUUGAAAGCGUUAUUCGUGACGAAAGUUACUCAAUGAAUGCCAGGGCCCUCGCCGAAAUGCUCGUCAAUCAACCAAUGAGCGCUAGGCAGUUGAUGCUCCGACAUGCGGAAUUCGCUGCUCGGUAA
This is a messenger RNA of Cooperia oncophora, 492 nucleotides long. The record is from the annotation of a GenBank genome assembly. Lineage: Eukaryota; Metazoa; Nematoda; Chromadorea; Rhabditida; Trichostrongylidae.